CUGCGAGUGCUGGAGCUGUCAGUGUUGGGAACCUGCCCUGGGGACUUUACAGCUGGGAUCCGGACACCGGACUUUACUUUCAGCCCGCAGAGGAGCGGUCACUCCCGCUGGUUACUUUACAGCCGGGGCCGGUGAGAGCUGUCACUCCCGGGGUCCCUGUAAUCCCCGCUCCCGGGAAACUUCACCUGAGCACUAAAGUCCCGCAGCAGGAAACGAGCGUUUACAGUCAUGUGACAUCUAGAGGGACCUGAGAAGUCUGAACACAUUUCUAUGUGCCAGGGGAGUUGGAUUGCAUCAUGCAGGAUUCGGAAAUUUGACCCAUGUACAUUCUACAUACAGAAAGAGACGCAAUCUUCCAGGAACAAACAGCAACUCAGUCUUGUUCUAUUGCCCGGUUACCAGAAGGGAGUAGCUUAUUUUAGCCCAAUUGUGUUUUUCACAGAGGAAAACUUUCCUGAAGUAUAUCAGUCUGAUUCCGCCCAACAAGGUCAGUCCAGCCCCGAAAUACCAGGCAUUGCUCCUCUGAACAAGGGAAAUGGCAACCCCAGAUGAUCGUUUCGGCCUCCUUUGGGCCUCGUCAGUGAGUUUGUGUGGCAGCUCAAGGAGCUGGUCUGUAAAUACAAGAAGUGGCUGUCUCCGGGAGUCAGAAGGCCAGGACAAAGCCAUGUCCGAGCUCCAGGAAACCAUUGUACUGGAGGAAGAGGAGGAGGAAGAAGAUGCCUCUACCAGCUGUGGCACAGGAGAGGAUGAAGAUGAUGGGGAACCCAAAAUCUGUCGUGUCUGUGGCGAUAAGGCCACCGGGUAUCAUUUUAACGCAAUGACAUGUGAGGGCUGCAAGGGCUUCUUCAGGCGCGCCAUGAAGAGAAAUCUGCAGCUCAGCUGUCCCUUUCAGAGCUCGUGUCUCAUCAACAAAAGCAACCGGCGCCAUUGCCAGGCUUGUCGCUUAAAGAAGUGCGUGGGGAUCGGCAUGAAGAGAGAGCUGAUCAUGUCAGAUGAGGCGGUGCAGAGAAGACGUGCGCUCAUUAGAAAGAAGCAGCAGCUGUAUCAUUUCUCCCCAUCCCCGCCUGUUACUUGCCUGACGCCGGAGCAGCAGGACCUGAUAGCGCAGCUGGUUGAAGCGCACACGAAAACCUUUGAUGUCAGCUUUACCUACUUCAGGGACUUCAGGCCCAUAGUACGGAUGUCGCCUCUAAUGGAUAGCCUUGACAAUGCUCAAUCAAAUAGCUUCUCAAUGCUACCUCACAUAGCGGACCUGGUUACCUAUGUGAUCAAGGGGACUAUCAGCUUUGCCAAAAUCAUCCCUUACUUCAGGAAGCAGAGCAUUGAGGACCAGAUUGCUCUGCUGAAGGGCUGUGCGCUGGAGCUGUGUGUUAUUCGAUUCAAUACUGUGUUUAACUGUGAGAAGCAAUGCUGGGAGUGUGGACCAAACAAGUAUGACCUUGAUGAUAUGGCUCUCGCCGGCUUCCGUAUGCUUUUCCUGGAGCCGCUAUUGAGGUUUCACUUUAUGCUGAAGAAGCUAAACUUGCGCACGGAGGAGUAUGCUCUGAUGCAGGCUAUUUGCCUCUUCUCUGCAGAUCGCCCUGGUGUUUCUGAACAUCGGAUCAUCAGCGAUAUCCAGGAGCAGUUUGCCUUGGCGUUAGUGGCUUACAUCGGAACGCACCACACUCCGGCUGAAGAAAACAGGUUCCUCUUUGCCAAGAUAAUGGAGCGUGUGACAGAGCUCCGCAGUAUGAAUGAUGAACACAGCAAGCAACUUGUUCAGAUCUGGGACAUUCAGCCUGAUAGCACGCCGCUCAUGCGUGAAGUCUUCAGCCAGUUGUGAGCGUGACAUGUCCUAUCAAGCUAUACGUGUACACAUCUGGCAUUUGCCCGCAGUGCCCCUGACUCAAAGGCUGAGCUAGUAUUUGCCUCUUACCAGAAGGAUAAAACCAUCUAAUUCCUGGGAAAACUGAGAAUAAUCAUCUAUUGGCUUGUGCCAGAAGCUUGCAACUUCAGUCUGCAUAAGUUAAUGACACUAAAUCUGCGGACCGGUUCUCUUAACUCGCCAAAAAGACUUCUUUAGAAAUGUGCACAAACCAUUUGAUUUUUCUGUUUCAUUUAGAAUGAAUUUGCAGGGGACCGAAUCAUUUAAUGUGAAUUCAUCAACGUUGUAUGAUUUGUAAUGUGAACUUGAACCUCCUAUGUGACUUACAAUGACGCCCACAACAUAAAACUUAAUAUCUCAGGAAUUUUAUGCAUCAGGGAAUUUAACCAUAUAGGAGUAGUAUCACUACAGUACCCAGAUCCAAACCAAGCAUUAGUUCUGUUAGAUGCAUCAUAGCAGUUAGUUUAUUGACGUGAUUGUUUCAAUUACCAAAAUUAUUAUCUCAAGGAGCAGAAGUUCCAAGGUCAUCUUUUCAAUAAUUGGAUGAACAUCUGUACUUUGCCGCAUCUUCCUUUCCAUAAUAUAAUUGCACUGAGUUUUACUUAAUGCUGUUAAAACAAAUCUUACCUCAAGGGCCAACUAUACGGCACCUACUAAGCACAAGUAGCGUGCCAGUUAUUUACUGAGCAACCAGCAGACCACUGGUCUUUACUCAUUUGUAAUGAUGUGUAUGAGUGUGUGUGUUGUCAUGUGAGAGUGUGAUGGGGUUUGUGCUUAUUCGUCUGUUUUAAAUAAAAUAUUUUAAUUUGUAUUAUUUAA
This is a messenger RNA of Bombina bombina (fire-bellied toad), 2683 nucleotides long. It is a transcript of the gene NR1I2, whose product is annotated as nuclear receptor subfamily 1 group I member 2. The record is from RefSeq and is a predicted model, not a curated record. Gene Ontology annotation, molecular function: nuclear receptor activity; zinc ion binding; RNA polymerase II cis-regulatory region sequence-specific DNA binding. The transcript has 11 exons. The coding region runs from base 536 to 1822 and encodes 428 amino acids. Gene Ontology annotation, biological process: negative regulation of transcription by RNA polymerase II; cell differentiation; positive regulation of transcription by RNA polymerase II. NCBI's taxonomy places the organism in Eukaryota, Metazoa, Chordata, Amphibia, Anura, Bombinatoridae.